Molecule: messenger RNA, 442 nt
Organism: Guillardia theta CCMP2712
Lineage: Eukaryota; Cryptophyceae; Pyrenomonadales; Geminigeraceae
Exons: 1
Source: RefSeq, a predicted model, not a curated record
AUGUCGAAGAGGAAGGCUACUGAACCAGCCUUGUUGACUGCUUGCCCUUUGACCGGCUUACCUAUCAAUGAUAAGCUGCCGAAAAAGCUCAAAUCUAGUAGUCAAGUGAACAAGAAAACAAUCCUCAAUGUCAUGACAAACAGACUAGGAUGGACUCCACGACCACAAUCGGAUCAGUGGGAUGACGAUACUUGGAUGCAGGAGUAUUAUGCUCAGCUGAUGCAAAAGAAGUACGUUGACGAGCACCCGCAGCAAGUAACAACUCCUCCGCCUCCGCAGCAAUAUCCCAGGAUGGAAGAUCAAUCUAGAACUGCUCCAGCACGACCAUCUCCGACAGCAUCGUUGCCAAUUCGAAACUCUCCAUCUUCUCCCAGAGUAGCUGAACUCAGAAAUAGAAAGCGAAAUGACGCGCCUGCGCCUGCACAAGGUGUAUCCAAAUCUC